Messenger RNA from Cladocopium goreaui, 1191 nucleotides. NCBI's taxonomy places the organism in Eukaryota, Dinophyceae, Suessiales, Symbiodiniaceae. The record is from the annotation of a GenBank genome assembly.
AUGGGAAAGAAGACAACCACCAAGAAGGGCGCAAGCACCAAGGAGCCAACCACUCGUGAUUGCACCGUCCACUUGCACAAACACAUGCAGAAGAUCUCCUUCAAGAAGCGUGCGCCUCGUGCGGUGCGCGUCGUGAGGCAGUUCGCAGCCAAAGUCAUGAUGACUUCCGAUGUGCGCAUCGACACCAAGCUCAACAAGUUCCUCUGGAGCAACGGCGUGCGCAAUGUGCCGCGACGCGUGCGCGUGCGCUUGUCUCGCAAGCGCAACGAGGAUGAGGAUGCGAAGGAGAAGAUGUUCACCUUGGUUCAACAUGUCCCCGUGGAGAGCUUCAAAGGUCUCCAGACUGAGAACGUCCGAGAUGAGUGUACUAGACGAGACAAGGGCGCGGAUCUGCAGAAAAAAAAGCGCAGAGAUGGACGGAAAUCUGAAACUAGGCUUUCUGUUGGGAUGCUUGCUUCGCUCAUGCGCCUUCAGGGCUGCCGCAGCUACACUGCGGUGGACUCGAGUCGAGCCUCGAAGGAUCUGCGGGAGAUCCGCAACAGCAAAGUGAGUUCGGAGGCGCGCCAGCAGAUCCGCGACGACCUGCAGAACUUUUGGUCCGAGCUACGGACCUUGCGACGCAGGCCACAGCGCCGUAGUGGAAGUCCGGAGAAUCAUCGGAAGGGCCGCAGCUUGGCCGUCGUCGUGCGCGACGACGACGGCACCGCGGCGAGGAGAAAAGAGAAGGUCAUCCCUCCAGCGAUGACGCUUCCAACGACCCGAAGCAGCGCCGUGGGCAACGCUACCACAGCGCAUCCCCCGGAUCCAUUUUUGGCCAUGGAUUGGAAGCGCCGACGGACCUUGCCAAGUGCGUGCGUGAAGAAAGUGGCCAUUGUUGGAGGAACGCAUGGCAAUGAAACCAACGGUGUGCACUUGGCGAAGCAUUUCAUGAGGAACAUGUCCCUGGUGAAGCGUCCCUCCUUCGAGACGGAGGUCCUUCUGUCCAAUGUUGCGGCGAUCGAACAGAACACUCGCUACGUUGAGGAAGAUUUGAACAGGUGCUACUUCCUGGCAGAUCUGCAGAACGACCAGAUGUCCAGAUCCACCUUGGAGCGAAAACGUGCGCGCGAGGCUGGCUUCGUCGGACGUGGGCGGAGCUGGUGGGCAGAGCUGGUGGAGCUGGUGCAGUUCCUUAACUACGCUGAUUUAUGA